Messenger RNA from Aspergillus wentii DTO 134E9, 2133 nucleotides. RefSeq names its product Zn(II)2Cys6 transcription factor. Gene Ontology annotation, biological process: regulation of DNA-templated transcription; DNA-templated transcription. The record is from RefSeq and is a predicted model, not a curated record. The transcript has 8 exons. Bases 1 to 2133 code for a protein of 710 amino acids. NCBI's taxonomy places the organism in Eukaryota, Fungi, Ascomycota, Eurotiomycetes, Eurotiales, Aspergillaceae. Gene Ontology annotation, molecular function: DNA-binding transcription factor activity, RNA polymerase II-specific; DNA binding; zinc ion binding.
AUGGCUGAAAAUGUCCAGCAUCCGCCAACAACCCGCAAACUGCCUGCAUGUGACAUGUGCCAUGCCCGGAAGGUCAAAUGUGAUAGAAAACGGCAGUGUCUGAAUUGCUCUGAUGCGCUUAUCAACUGCAUUCGCUCUCGACAGAGACGUCCUCGUCGCCCUCGACUAUCACAUGCCAUCAAAUCACAGAACCCUAGCCCUGCUGAUAUCGAUGAUAGUUCUAGUUCAAUACCUUUGCAAAAUACUGGGGGGGCAGAUACGACUGCUAACACACAAGCAACUGACAAUGCUCAACGUUCAAAUGUACAGAGACGGGGGCCGGCAAGGUCAUACGCAAGGAAGAGAAAGUCUGUCCACUUGCCAGUCACCUCCCAGUUGGAGGAUCAAAUGACAUCAGGCGAUAACAUAGAAGGACACACUCAAAGUCCUGCGGAAAAUAUGCACCAAACCGAGGAGGCUCAAAAUUUGAUCAGAGGUGAACUAGAGUCCAAUACGCACUUAUCACUUAGCCGGCGUAGGGUUCUGGAAUCUGCAUUGUCUCUUGUCAAUAGGUUUGCCAAUACAUGCCAGCCUGUCGGCAAUCGAAGCUACGAAGAAAACCUGGACGAUGAAACCGUCUCACUACCUGACUGUCCACAUGCAGAAUUGCUUUACAUGAUGCUUGGUAGCUCUACUGAUGGUACCGAUCCAUUACAGCGGCUUUGGCCUGAUCAUAUUUCCAAUAAAACAAUGGAAAGGAUGUUCCUUGCGCUUAUGAACGGAACUGCUACUGGCCAGGUGGCCCAUCAAUACAAAGUCAAUGUCUAUGUGAGAGCAGUCAUGUAUUUCAGCAGGUGGCUGCGAGCUUUUCCAGAUGGAGAACUGUCUGAAUCUCUGGCGCAGUCAAAGAAAAAAUAUGUUACAGUUGCACUCGCUUCCUUGAGGAAGCUUGAUUUCCUAAGCGUGCCGAGUCUUUCGCUAUUGCAGUCACUACUGUCAGGGACAAUCCUGGUGCAAUUGCUCGGAGACGCAUCGCGAGCUUGGGUGCUAAACGCCUUCGCCUCCCAAGUCCUGGUUAGCCUAGGAUAUCAUAAUGCAACUACAGAGUCAUUAGAAGACAAUGACUCUAAAUACGAAAUUCAUGAUUGUAUUUUUUGGUGUUAUUAUUAUGACAAGACAUUGAGCAUGCUAUUGGUUCGACCCCCUUCUCUGCCGAAUAUUCGGCUUCAGCCUACCUCACUGGUUCGUGUGCAGCCAAAGGAUCCCUUAACCUGGAAAGUAAGAAUCUUGGUCAGACUUUCUCAAGUCCAGGAGACUGCUUUAUCUCUAGUCCUCCGAGACAAAGAGAUGCGGGUACCGAUCGUUGCGGAGUCCCUUCGCCGCGAACUGGAAAGUAUCCAGGCCGAGACUACUCAGGCACGGGAACAGUCAAAGGACUUUGCAGCUAUUGAAUGGGAUGCUGUCGAUUUCACAACUUAUGCCAUCUUCACGACUAUCCUUCGACUCAGCUCAACGUCUCUGCAUGACCAUGACAGUCGUGAGGAAUGUUUAUUCUAUGCUCGGAAAGCCCUUGCCUCCAUGAUAUCACUGCAAACUGAGAUGCUGAGCUCAAAUAAAUCCUACCUUCAUCCUCUUCCCUGGACGAUACUAUUAACACCACUCACGCCGUUCUAUGUUGUGUUCUGCAAUGUUGUUGCCACUUCAAAUGCCCGUGACCUUCGGCUGCUACAGGAAAUUACUACAGGACUGUCUCGAUUCAUAAGUUAUAGCCCACCCAUAUCCAAUGUACAUGGGCUCUUCUCUCAAUUUAUUGGCCUCUGUGGUCAAAUUAUCAGUGCCCAAGGGGAUGAAUCGUCGAAUCUUACAAGCGAGGCAAAUGCUAUACAGCCCGCCCCACAUUCAGAUCACUUUCCUAUCUCCCAACAGUUCCACGACCAUCAACCAAUGACAGCCACGGACUUCCACAGGCAAACCUCUGGGAUUAUUCCAGAUUGCAACGAGGGAUCACAGGUACAAAUACCCACAUUUGAGGCAGGAACAGCCCCAAAGGAAGGAUCACUGUGGGAUAACGGUCUCAUGUGGGAGCUAUUCAAUGCGCAGCCUUCUAUUGAAUGGUUUGAUCCCGGAUUUCGAGAUGCUAUUCCUGACUUUUAA